Molecule: messenger RNA, 2109 nt
Organism: Insectozyma verbasci
Lineage: Eukaryota; Fungi; Ascomycota; Pichiomycetes; Serinales; Debaryomycetaceae
Source: the annotation of a GenBank genome assembly
AUGGGUAUAUUUGGUACUUCUAAAGAAGAAGAAGAAAAAUUGAAACACGUUGCUAAUUCAAAUAACCAACAAGGACAACGACCAUUAUCAUCAUCUCAAUCAUAUUCAUCAAAUACAGAUUUAUCACAUUAUGAAACGGCUGAUGAAGAAUAUGAAAAUGAACAAGAUGCAUAUGGUCAUAUAAAUCCAGAAAAUGAAAUCAUAAAUCCUGAUCAAGGUGGAUUUGUAAAUGAACAACAAAACUCAGAAAUCAUAAAUCCAGAUCAAGGUGGAUUUGUAAAUGAACAACAAAACUCAGAUAAUGAUGAUUCAACUAUAAAAAAUCAAGAAGGUGAUGAUUUUAAUCAUACUAAAAAGCACGAAGGUAAACAUUCAUCAUCAGAUUUAGAUAGUGCUAAUCCAAAAGAAUACAUCGCUUCAAAUUAUAACGAAAACGAAGAAAAUAGGUUAAACAGACAAUACACCAUUGAUAGAAUUUCAUCUCAUAAAUCCAUUGAAGAAGCAGCAGAAGAUGAAAUGAGACAAUUGGAAAAAUCAAAUUCAUCAAAACAUACAAAUGAACGAAAAGAAUUGAUUGAUGUUAAAGAUUUGGACUGGGAUAGUCCAGAUGAUAAAUCAAAUCCUCAUAAUUGGAGAAGAUGGAAAAAAUGGGUUGUAACUUAUUCAGCUUCUGUUAUGUGUUUAUGUUGUUCAUUAGGUUCUUCAUUAUAUACAGCUGGUAUAUCAGAAAUUGCACAGAAAUUUAAUGCUUCACAAGAAUUAUGUUUAUCAGGUUUAACUUUCUAUUUAAUUGGUUUAGCUAUUGGUCCAGCAGUUGCAGCUCCAUUAUCUGAAGUUUUUGGUAGAAAACCAUUAUAUGUUUUAUCAUGGCCAAUUGCAAUGUUAUUUAUAAUGGGUGUUGGAUUAGCUAAAAAUAUUGAAACAAUAUUAGUUUUACGUUUCUUUUGUGGAUUUUUUUCAAGUCCUGCUUUAUCAGUUGCUGGUGGUACAAUUUCAGAUAUAUGGUCAAAUGAACCAAGUCAACAAUCAUUAGCAGUUGCAUUAUUUUGUUUAUGUCCAUUUUUAGGUCCUGUUUUAGGGCCAAUUAUUGGUGGAUUUGCAGCUGAAUAUAAAGAUUGGCAAUGGGCUUCAUCUUGGGUUUUAUUAAUGUUUUUUGGAGCAAUUUGGCCAUUUGCUAUAUUAUCGCCAGAAACUUAUAAACCAGUUAUAUUAGCUAGAAGAGCUAAAAAAAGAGGCUUAAAUGUUGAUGCACCAAAAGUUAAUUGGGAAUUUAUAAAGAAAAUUAUUAAAUUUAAUUUGGUUUUACCUUUGGUAUUAUUAUUUACUGAACCAAUUGUUCUCUUUUUAUCAUUAUAUAUUGCAUUUAUAUUUGCAGUUUUAUUUGGAUUUUUUGAAGCAUUUCCAGUUAUAUUUAGAGGUGUUUAUCGUAUGGAUCUUGGAAUUUCAGGAUUACCAUUUAUUGGUGUUGGUAUUGGAUUAUGUUUAGGUGUUGUUUUAUAUAUUGUAUUAGAUUGGUUAAUAUUCUUCCCCAAAAAUCCAGAUGGAACAAGAGGUAAAAGAGAUGAAAAUGGGAAAAUUGUUUGGGAUGCACCAGAAAGAAAAUUAUUAGUUGGACAAAUUGGUUCAAUUUUUUUACCAAUUGCUUUAUUUUGGUUAGGUUGGACUGGUAGAACACCUUCAAUUCAUUGGAUGGCACCGACUGCAAGUGGUGUACCAUUUGGUUUUGGAUUAAUUUUAGUUUUCUUUUCAGUUGUUUUAUAUUUUGCAAUGAGUUUCCCUCCAAUGAUUGUUGCAUCAACAAUUGCUGCUAAUAAUUUAUUACGUUAUUUAUUAGCAUCUGUUUUUCCUUUGUUUACUGUUCAAAUGUUUGUAAAUGUUGGUAUUGGUUGGGCUGCUUCAAUUUUUGCAUUCAUUGCAUUAGCUAUGAUUCCUGUUCCAUUUUUAUUUGGUUAUUUUGGUCCAAAAUUAAGAGCUAAAUCUAAAUAUUCAUAUGUAGCUUUCUUUAAAAAGAUGAAAGAAGAAAAGGCUAAAAAAAUAGAACAAGAAGCUAAAGAAGGUAAAGCUGAUUUACCACCUCAAACAGAAAAUACUGUUUCAGAAAAAGUAUAA